Poeciliopsis prolifica (blackstripe livebearer) is the source of this 1542-nucleotide messenger RNA. It is a transcript of the gene gjb10, whose product is annotated as gap junction protein beta 10. The record is from RefSeq and is a predicted model, not a curated record. The transcript is spliced from 2 exons. NCBI's taxonomy places the organism in Eukaryota, Metazoa, Chordata, Actinopteri, Cyprinodontiformes, Poeciliidae. Gene Ontology annotation, biological process: cell communication. Gene Ontology annotation, cellular component: connexin complex. Bases 186 to 974 code for a protein of 262 amino acids.
UCUGCCCAGACUCUCGUCGGGGUUGUUGAGCCACGGACUGCUGCGCUGCCGCGACUCUGAGGCACCGCGACUGUUUUGGAGCUCUAAACUAUACCCGAGAUCUAUCUGUGACAUUUAAGCCCAGAGGAAAGCCUUUUGUCUGCCUUCGAUCAGCAGGAAGAGACAGUCUGUGAAUAAACUCCAUCAUGAACUGGGCAUUCCUCCAAGGCUUGCUCAGUGGGGUGAACAAGUACUCCACAGCCUUCGGUAGAGUGUGGCUGUCCAUUGUGUUCCUCUUCAGAGUCAUGGUGUUUGUGGUGGCGGCUGAAAAGGUGUGGGGAGAUGAGCAGAAAGACUUCAAAUGCAACACGGCUCAGCCAGGAUGCCACAACGUCUGCUACGACCACUUCUUCCCAGUGUCCCAUGUCAGGCUGUGGGCCCUGCAGCUCAUCUUCGUCACCUGCCCCUCAUUACUGGUGGUGAUGCAUGUGAGCUACAGGGAAGAAAGGGAGAAAAAGCACAGGGAAAAGUAUGGCGAAAACUGCCGCCGACUUUACCUGAACACUGGGAAGAAACGCGGAGGUCUGUGGUGGACCUAUGUCCUCACUCUGCUUUUCAAAAUAGGGGUGGAUGUGACCUUUGUCUACCUUCUCUACCACAUCUAUGAGGGGUAUGACUUCCCCCCUCUAAUGAAGUGCACACAGGAACCAUGUCCCAACACAGUGGACUGCUUCAUCUCUCGGCCUACUGAGAAGAAAAUCUUCACCCUCUUCAUGGUGGUCACCAGCCUGGCCUGCGUCCUGCUCUCCAUCUUCGAGGUCAUCUACCUGGUGGGGAAACGCCUCCACGAGUUAGUCAAUGGGGAUCAUCACUCAAAUCGCGUGACCAACACGUUGUCCAGCAGAUCCAGUCUGAUGGAAUCGAACGCUAUGAAACAUACAGGGAAAAAAACACCCGAAACGCCUGCACCCUCAUACAGCGCAGCUGUGUCAUGAGACGCGAGAGCAAAGACUUUCUGAAAGAGCACAGAGACGGAGAGCAAGCAAAAGCCGGCACUCCUAGCUGCCUCAAGACUUGUUGGUAUAAAGUACCUCAAAGACUGAUUUUUUGUACAGAGUUUGUAUUUCUGGAUCAGAAUAUACGUGUCAUACUGUUGGUAAAUAUAAUGUAUUGUAAGUGAAAAGCUCUACUGUUGUUUUAAAGAAAGAAAAACAAACGUUUCAUAGGUCGCUUUGUUUGAUUUAGACUUGGGAUCAGAAGCGUGAGUCACUCCUUGGUUUGGCAAGUUUUACCAGCACAUGUGGUUCCUCUGUGUAAGAUUUUCCCUGUGCUUAAGCCCAACCUCAAAUGUUCAGCCUGCUGAGAGUCUGCCCCUUUCCCUCAGAGCCUGACGUUGGAUAUUACUUGUUUUUGUUAGUGUUGUGUUUUCCUGCUUUUUGUAUUUAUGCUGGGGGCAAGAAUGUGGUUUUCAUAAACACAGCUGAUCAGGAUGAGGAUAUUUUACAUUCGACCUCACUGCAUACGUGUUAAUAUUUUGUAAUAAAUAUUAUUUUAUGUUUUAAA